AUGUCGAACGUUCACUUCCCCUACUCCAAGGCGCCCUUGCGCACGAUCAAGGAGAUCCAGUUCGGUCUCUUGUCGCCGGAGGAGAUAAAACGUCUGAGUGUGGUCCAUGUCGAAUAUCCAGAGACAAUGGACGAGCAGAGAAUGCGCCCACGAACCAAAGGUCCUAAUGAUCCAAGGCUUGGCACUCUUGAUCGCCAGUAUUAUUGUGAGACCUGUGAGGAGGGUCAGAAGGAAUGUCCCGGACAUUUUGGCCAUAUCGAGCUUGCAACACCGGUCUAUCACAUUGGUUUCCUCACAAAGACGAAGAAAUUACUCGAAGUCGUUUGCCACAAUUGUUCGAAAAUUAAGGCAGACAUGUCAGACACGAAGUUCCAAGAUGCGCUCCGUAUCCGCGACCCUAAGCGACGAUUCGAUAUGAUCUGGCGGUUGUCAAAAGAUGUCAACAUAUGUGAAGCAGAUCCAAUGCCGGAGGACGAGGACCCCUUUUCAAAGGAAGCAUCCAAACCCCAUAAAGGACACGGCGGCUGUGGUAAUGCUCAGCCAACCAUCCGCAAGGAAGGAUUGAGUCUUGUUGGAACCUGGAAACCGAACAAGGCGAAUAUGAUGGACGACGAUGUCGAUAUGCCUCAACCCGAGAAGCGAACUAUCACCCCCACAAUGGCUUACAACAUCUUCCGCGGUAUCUCCGAAGAAGACGUGAGGAUUAUGGGUUUAAGCAACGACUAUGCUCGUCCAGAGUGGAUGGUUUUGACAGUCUUAAUUGUGCCGCCUCCCGUCGUUCGUCCCAGUGUUGUCAGCGGCAAGAGCUCUAGCGGCCAACGUGCUGAGGAUGACUUGACGUUCAAGCUUGCAGAAAUCAUUCGUGCGAAUCAAAACCUGCAACGCUGCGAACAGGAAGGUGCACCGGAACACGUCGUUCGGGAAUUCGAGGCCUUGCUUCAAUAUCACGUCGCCACAUAUAUGGACAAUGAUAUUGCUGGUCAACCAAAAGCCAUGACGAAGUCUAACAGACCAGUGAAGGGCAUACGUUCAAGGUUAAAGGGAAAAGAGGGCAGAUUACGUCAGAAUCUCAUGGGAAAGCGUGUCGAUUUUUCGGCUCGUACUGUGAUCUGCGGCGACCCUCUGUUAUCGUUGGAGGAAGUCGGAUGCCCCAAAUCAACUGCAAUGAUAUUGACGUACCCAGAAGUUGUCACGCCUUACAAUAUCGAAUUCCUGCAGAAACUCGUGAACAACGGUCCUACAAUCUACCCUGGUGCGAGGUACAUUGUUCGUGAUAACGGUGAGCGAAUUGACUUGCGUAUGGCCCGGAAGACAAACGCCAAUCUUCUAUACGGCUGGAAAGUUGAACGUCAUCUCCUCGAUGGGGAUGUCAUUCUUUUCAAUCGUCAGCCAUCAUUGCACAAGGAAUCUAUGAUGGGUCAUCGUGUUCGUGUUAUGCCUUAUUCUACCUUCCGACUCAAUCUGUCUGUCACCACGCCUUACAAUGCCGAUUUCGACGGUGACGAAAUGAACAUGCAUGUGCCUCAGAGUGAAGAAGCUCGUGCUGAAUUACUUGAACUUGCCUUGGUUCCAACCAACAUUGUCUCGCCACAGCGAAAUGGUCCCUUGAUGGGUAUCGUGCAGGACUCUCUGUGUGGUAUCUACAAAAUCUGCCGUCGUGACGUUUUCCUUACCAAAGAUCAAGUUAUGAACCUCAUGCUUUGGGUUCCCGACUGGGACGGCUCCAUUCCUCAGCCAGCCAUUAUCAAACCUAGACCCCGUUGGACUGGAAAGCAGAUCAUCAGCAUGGUUUUACCUUCCGGUCUCAACUUGCUGCGUGUUGAUAAAGACAAAGCCCCUCUUUCUGAAAAGUUUUCGCCAUUAGCAGAUGGUGGAAUACUAGUCCAUGGCGGCCAGUUGAUGUACGGCAUGUUUUCGAAGAAGACUGUUGGAGCAUCCGGCGGCGGUGUUGUUCAUACCAUUUUUAACGAGUACGGUCCUAUGGCUGCUGUCUCGUUUUUCAACGGAGCCCAGCGCGUGGUCAAUUAUUGGCUUUUACACAAUGGUUUUUCCAUCGGUAUUGGUGAUACAAUCCCUGACAAGAAAACCAUUGAACGAAUUGAAGGUGCAGUUCGCGCUGGUAAAGCAGAGGUCGAAGAGAUCGUUCAGAGUGCAACUGAAAAUACGUUGGAGGCAUUGCCCGGUAUGAACAUUCGAGAGACAUUCGAAAGUAAGGUUUCUCGUGCAUUGAACAAUGCUCGUGAGGCUGCUGGGAGUGAGACCGAGAAGAGUUUGAAGGAUCUCAAUAACGCCAUUCAAAUGGCUAGAUCUGGAUCCAAGGGUUCCGCCAUUAACAUCUCCCAGAUGACAGCCAUCGUUGGACAACAGUCUGUCGAAGGAAAGCGAAUUCCCUUUGGCUUCAAAUACCGCACGCUUCCUCAUUUUACCAAGGACGACUAUUCUCCGGAGUCGAGAGGAUUUGUUGAGAAUUCCUACCUUCGUGGUCUUACACCAACAGAGUUCUUCUUUCACGCUAUGGCUGGUCGUGAAGGUCUUAUUGAUACCGCAGUCAAGACUGCCGAAACGGGUUAUAUUCAGCGUAAGCUUGUCAAGGCCCUCGAAGAACUUAUGGUCAAAUACGAUGGAACUGUCCGAAACUCGCUUGGCGAUAUCAUUCAGUUUUUGUACGGAGAGGACGGAUUGGACGGUGGUCACAUCGAAAAUCAGAGAGUGGACACUAUCAAAUGCUCUGAUGAACAAUUCCGUGAUCGUUUCCGCGUUGACCUCAUGGACCCAGAGCGCACACUCGGACCCGAAGUCCUUGAACAAGCGGCUGAAAUUAAUGGCGAUAUCGAAGUUCAAAGAUACUUUGAUGAAGAAUGGGAUGCUCUUGUUAAGGAUCGAGAAUUUCUUCGCUCUGUCGCCAAGGGAGACGAAGAAAUGAUGCAAUUGCCACUAAACGUUCAACGCAUCCUUGAGUCGGCAAAAACCACAUUCAAUAUCAAAGAAGGCACUAUUAGUGAUCUUCAUCCCGCGGAAGUCAUUCCUCAGGUCCAAGCUUUGCUGGAUCGUUUGGUGGUUGUUCGUGGUGAUGAUGUCAUCUCGAAAGAGGCCCAAACCAGUGCUACACUUUUAUUCAAGGCUCAACUGCGUUCACGCCUAGCCUUCAAGCGACUAGUCACUCAGUACUCCAUGAACAAACUUGCAUUCAAGCACGUUUUAGGAGCAAUUGAGAUGCGUUUCGCUCAAGCCCAGGCCGACCCAGGAGAAAUGGUUGGUGUUUUAGCCGCCCAAUCUAUUGGAGAGCCUGCCACGCAGAUGACUUUGAAUACUUUCCACUUUGCUGGUGUUAGUUCCAAGAACGUUACUCUCGGUGUUCCUCGUCUGAAAGAACUUUUGAACGUCGCCACAAACAUCAAGACGCCUUCCAUGACAGUUUAUCAAGAGCCCCAUAAGAAGCACGACAAGGAGGCUGCUAAGCAGUUGCGUAGUGUGGUGGAACAUACAAGUCUUCGUUCAGUCACGGAAGCUACUGAAAUCUACUAUGAUCCAGAUAUUCAGUCUACCGUCAUCGACAACGAUAGAGAUAUGGUCGAGUCCUACUUUAUCAUUCCAGAAGAUGUCACGGACGAUUCUAGCCGUCAAUCCAAGUGGCUCUUGCGUAUCGUUCUGAACCGAGCUAGACUUUUGGAUAAGGGACUCACUGUCCAGGACGUGGCUACUAGGAUCAAGCAGCAGUACCCACGAGAUAUUGCUGUCAUCUUUAGCGAUAACAACGCCGAUGAGCAAGUUAUUCGUAUUCGCCAACUUCAUGAUGUGAAGGAAGACGAAGACGAAGAGGAUAUGGAGUACGAUGUUACUCUCAAGAAACUUGAACAACACUUGUUGGAUACGUUGACUCUACGUGGUGUAUCUGGCGUCGAGCGUGCUUUCAUCAAUGAAAAGGAUAACGUUCGCCUUAUGGACGACGGCUCUCUAUUCCUAAGCAAGAGCGAUCCAUUGUGCAAAGAAUGGGUGUUGGAGACAAGUGGUUCAGCGCUCGCUGAUGUUCUCACGAUCCCGGGUGUGGACACUAGCCGAACUUAUUCCAACCAGUUUAUCGAGGUGUUUGAGGUGUUCGGUAUCGAAGCUGCUCGCUCGGCUCUGUUACGGGAACUGACUCAGGUGUUGGCUUUCGACGGUUCUUAUGUCAAUCAUCGUCAUUUGGCACUCUUGGUCGACAUAAUGACAGUGCGCGGUUAUCUUACCCCCGUUACUCGUCACGGUAUCAACCGAGCCGACAAUGGUGCCCUGAUGAGAUGUUCGUUCGAAGAGACCGUCGAAAUUCUUCUUGAAGCGGCCGCUUUUGGUGAACUUGAUGAUUGCCGUGGUGUGUCUGAAAACCUGAUCCUUGGUCAAUUGGCACCCGCUGGAACGGGAGAGUUCGAUGUGUACCUCGAUCAGAGUAUGCUGAAUACGGUAGUUUCAAGCAAUACCGGAAUUGGCUUGAUGGGCGGCCUGGGAGCUAAGGACGCAAUGAUCAAUGACGGAGCAGCUACUCAGUACGACAACAACUCUCCUAUGAUGGAAAAUGGUUAUAUUGGUACACCCGAUCUGGAUGCGAAGUUUAGCCCAAUUCGUCAAGCCGGCGCGGAAACACCCGGUGGUUUUACGGCUUAUCAACCAUCGGGAGGGUUGGGAGGUUUCAGUCCAGCACCUCAGAGCCCUGGUGGUUAUUCGCCUACCAGUCCUUUCAAUACAAGCCCUGUGUCGCCUGGCUAUUCCCCUUCGUCCUCAUACUCACCCAGCUCGCCUAAUAUGUCGAUAACUUCCCCGCGCUAUGCGACAUCUCCAGGUUUCUCGCCACAAUCACCUGCAUUUGCGAUAACAAGUCCGGCGUAUUCUCCAACGUCUCCAUCUUUCCAGGCCACUUCGCCCUCAUACUCGCCUACAUCACCGCGCUUCUCCCCUUCGUCACCCAAUUACAGCCCCUCAUCUCCAAAUUUCAGUCCGGCUUCACCUGCCUUCAGCCCAAGCUCGCCAACCUACAGCCCCACUAGCCCGGCAAUAGGCGGUAGACAAUUCUCUCCAUCGAGUCCCACCUCGCCGAAGUAUUCUCCUGCAUCGCCUGGGUGGUCACCGACAAGCCCUGAGAUCUACUCUCCCACAUCUCCCAACAUUCAUGGCUCUCCGACGUCACCUGCUCGCGGCGCAACUUCGCCUAGCUACAGCCCGACGUCGCCGCAGUACAACCCAACGUCCCCACGCCAGUAG
Talaromyces amestolkiae is the source of this 5232-nucleotide messenger RNA. RefSeq lists its product as uncharacterized. Gene Ontology annotation, biological process: transcription by RNA polymerase II. Gene Ontology annotation, molecular function: DNA binding. NCBI's taxonomy places the organism in Eukaryota, Fungi, Ascomycota, Eurotiomycetes, Eurotiales, Trichocomaceae. The coding region runs from base 1 to 5232 and encodes 1743 amino acids. The record is from RefSeq and is a predicted model, not a curated record. The transcript is spliced from 8 exons. Gene Ontology annotation, cellular component: RNA polymerase II, core complex.